AUGGAUGACACAGACAGACGUACGUAUUCAAGAAAGCAGAAAAAAAAAAGAUGCUAGUGAGCAUUUGAAUGGUUUAAUCCGACUAACCAAAGCAGCUGAUCCGAUAUUGAAGCAAGUUCCACUCAUAAAGAACCCCUCGUAUCAACAACCAAAAGCAAUCACGCUAAACGCCAACUACAACAAGCUCUUGCCUACAUUAUCAGCCACGGCUAUCCCGCCCAAACUCAAAAUCAAUGGAGAUGAACUUAAUUCAUGGUCAGAGAAACUCACACUGGAGAUUGUGAAAAUCGAAACGGAAGCUGAGAAAUCGCAGGUGUAUGAGGCGUGGAUCAAGGAGCAAACGACCAAAGUUGCUCCUGGGUUUGAUUUUAAUGUCAUGACUCCUCAGAGGACGGGGAGGUGA
This is a messenger RNA of Lodderomyces beijingensis, 403 nucleotides long. Lineage: Eukaryota; Fungi; Ascomycota; Pichiomycetes; Serinales; Debaryomycetaceae. The record is from the annotation of a GenBank genome assembly.